AUGCUCUCACAUUUGUUUUCUAACGCUUGCUUUUACGCUGAGAUGCGUCGGGCGCCUGCACCUGGAGGCGCGAUUACGGAUUAUCCCGUUCUCGAGGCAUCGACAUUAAUAUUAAAUUUCGAGGUUUCGAGUUCGUUCCUACCAGGCUUGCGCUGGCAGGUCGCACAGAUGUCAGCCAGUAUCAUCAUGCAUCUUGUAUUGUCUCCCUGA
Sparassis crispa is the source of this 210-nucleotide messenger RNA. RefSeq lists its product as hypothetical. Bases 1 to 210 code for a protein of 69 amino acids. The record is from RefSeq and is a predicted model, not a curated record. Lineage: Eukaryota; Fungi; Basidiomycota; Agaricomycetes; Polyporales; Sparassidaceae. The transcript is spliced from 3 exons.